This is a messenger RNA of Lethenteron reissneri (Far Eastern brook lamprey), 5057 nucleotides long. Its product is annotated as PDZ domain-containing protein 8-like. Lineage: Eukaryota; Metazoa; Chordata; Hyperoartia; Petromyzontiformes; Petromyzontidae. The record is from RefSeq and is a predicted model, not a curated record. Gene Ontology annotation, biological process: mitochondrial calcium ion homeostasis. Gene Ontology annotation, cellular component: mitochondria-associated endoplasmic reticulum membrane contact site. Gene Ontology annotation, molecular function: protein binding; lipid binding.
CGCCCCGGCUCCCACGCGAGCAGGAGGCGAUGUUGGGAGUCGCCAUCCUCACCGCGCUGCUCGCCAGCAUCGCCACCGUCGCCAUCCAGCUCCUCCUGCUGCUGCGCUUCCUCUCAUCAUCAUCAUCAUCAUCCACCUCAUCAUCAUCCACCUCAUCAUCAUCAUCAUCCACCUACCCACCACGUGGUGCCGUCACCACUAGUCACCCACGAUUGCUUUCCUUACUCCGCGGCGCGAGCUCUUCCGUAUCCACCACCACCUCCACCCCUCUCUCAUCAACCUCCUCCACCACCACCACCUCAUCCUCCACUUCCACAUCAUCAUCAGCAUCAUCAUCAGCAGCAGCAUCAUCAGCACCACCCCCAUCCCCGUACGAGGCGUGCCGCUGCUUGAACGCGCUGCUGCUCAGCGUCUUCUCCGAGCUGCGCGGAUCUUCCGAUCUGCGCGCGUGGGUCACGCGCAAGAUCCACGUGGAGAUGCUCGAGCUGCUGCAGUCGCGCACCGCGGGACGCGUCGUGGAAGGACUCAGUCUCAGGGACGUCUCUCUCGGAGACGCGCUGCCCGUGUUCCACGGCGUGCGCACAGUGCUGCCCUCCUCGUCCUCCAGAGGGAACGCAGCUGGGCAGCAGGCGGGCGACGAGACCGCAGCUGAACUACCGGACGAGCUCGAACUGGAGGCGGACGUGGAGUACACGGGCGGCUGCUACGUCUGCGUCCACGCCGAACUAGUGUUCGGCAAACGCGCCGAGCUGUUCGUUCGCAUCGCGCGCGUGCGCGGACCCCUGCGGGUGCGGGUGACACGCGCGCCGCCCCUCGCCCAUUGGAGCUUCGCGUUCACGCGUGACCCGCGGGCCGAGCUCGAGGUGCGAUCCCGCUACGAGGGCCGCCCCAUGCCGCAGCUCACCACCGUCAUCGUUAACCAGAUCAAGAAGGUGCUGCGGCGCAAGCACACGCUGCCCAGCUACAAGAUCAGGUACAAGCCGUUCUUCCCAUCGCAUGUUCAGGGCGACGGCGUCGGUGCGAGUCUUCCGAUGGCCGAGCUCAAACGAGGGACUCUGAAAGUUCAGCUCGUAGGAUGCAGCAGACUCCUCCUGCCGACUGCGCCAGACAAAGAGACCGACGUUUACUGCAGCCUGGAGCUGGCGACCACCAAGUGUACAGGAGGUGUGAGGUUCCUCUUCAUUGAGAUACAAAUAUCGAAAGGGACCUCGCCGCUCAUAGGGCUCACGUUCCGCCAGAUCUCCGUGCCGGACGGAGAUCCGGACAUUGUGGUGGUCUCCACGGUGGUUCCCAACACGCCGGCGGCGAGCGCCGACGUUCGCAAGGACGAUCGCGUCGUAUCCAUCGCAGGUCACAACGUCUACUCCCUGGUGCAUGCCGGAAAGCUGCUCGCUUCGGCCGACCCUGUCCGGAUCGUGUUGCAACGGGAAGAACUGCCCACCGGCGCCGUCUACUCGAGCCACCCGCCAGCGGGAGCCACGGUAUCGGCGCCGCCGGUGGCGUCGGCAUCCGUGACAAAAAACCUCCCGGUCGACGACCCAGCCAACCCCGAUUCGGACUUCGAGGACCUCUGCUUGGCGGCGAUGAACGAAGCGCAGGCGGCAGACGAGGCUCCGCGUGUGGCUGCGGGCAGCUUCAAACAGUCGCCGGCUCCUCCGGCUCCUGCUGGUGCCGCCGCCGUUGCCGCCGCAAAGAACGCCUCCCCGGGAGGUUCUCCGUCGCAUUCUGCUAAACCGAGGGAAGGAGCGGCGGCCUACUGCUCGAAGGCCGCCAAAGCGAGCGACGGCUGCGCUGCCGAGUGCCCGAGGGUUCCCGCGGACGCAAACGCGUCCGAGUCUCAAGACGCCAGCGGCACGAGUGGCCCCGUCAAACCGCCCGUGCCGCCGAGGCCCAAGGACAAGCCGGAAUCCGCCCCCGACGCCGACGCCGGCGCCGGCGGUCCCUCGACGGCGAGGCCGGCGAAAGGCUUAGCGGAGCAGGCGGCGAAAGCGGCGGCAGCCAAGGCCGACGCCGCCAGCGCAGAGGAAGCGCAGUCGGCCAGGGCGACCGCCAGGGCGGACGAGUGGACGUCGACCAAGGCGGCUUACGGCAACAACGCCUGCGCCUGGACCGACGAAGCCGCCGACUGCGCCGAGUUGCAGGUGGAGGGCCACCACAAGUAUCUGAAUGUGCUGGUGUGGUGCCAGGAGCGCGUGGCCCCGGGGGCCCGGCCAGCCUGCGCCACCGCCACGUGCGCGGGCCACGCGAGCGUCGCCGUGGACGAGAUCGUGUCCGAGUGCCUCGACACGGGCUCACUGCAGUUCUAUCGCACCUACCUGCUGCGUCCGCCGGACCCCAAGCCGGCCGCCCUGCUCUGUCGGCCGCAGUUCAAGCAGCUGGCGUCGCACAAGGGGUUCAACGAGGAGCUGUGCUUCGGCGAGGUCACUCUGCACUUUUCGCACACCUACACCGAUGACUUCAAAGGGGCGUCGGCGGGGCCAAAGGCGGUGUCGAAGACGCACAGGACGGGAUCGCCGGACAACGACGCCUCGGAUUCGGAGAGGGACGACGGCGCCUUGCGAACGAGUGAGGCGUCGAAGCACGACUUCAAGGACGCGCUCUUUCAAAAUCCGACCAACUGCGACUACUGCAAGAACCAAAUCUGGACCAAUUCGGCAUCCAGGUGCAGCCGCUGCGCCUACGUCUGCCACAAGAAAUGCCGCGAGAAGUACCAGACGGAGAAGCCGCGGUGCUUGCGCGACGGCGCGGGCCCGAGGACCCGGCAGACGGACCGGCAGCGGCCCCAGAGCAUGCACAAGGCGGCAGCGCUCGCUCGCAACCUCAUCCCCUACGCUCGCAAACGCCUGCAGCUGCGCCCGGGAGCCAAGCGGACCGGUGAUGACGGGCCGCCCGAGACGGCUCACGGCGUCGUCUGCGAAACCGACGGCGCCGGCGGCGCGGACGAGGGUUGCGACGCGGCGGACAGGACGUGCCGGGGGUCGGCGGGCGCCAACCGCGGCGGCCUGCACGACAGCGUCUUCGUGGCGGUGAAGGAAAUCGGGCGGGCGCUCUACCGGGACCUCCCGAGCGCCGAGCGGCAGCAAAAGCUGGAGCUGAUGCUGGAGAAGCUGCAGUGCGAGAUCGAGGCCGAGCUGGAGAGGAACAGCGCGCUCAAGCAAGACCUGGCGGCGGCGGCCUCGGCCGAGCCGGCUCGCGCCACGGCUGAGCUGAUCGCCGUAGAGGUGAGGAAGUCCAACGAGCGGCUGCAGGCGCUCACCCUGCUCAUGCUGCACUACCGCGCGGGCCUCGAAGACCUGGAGCUGGCGCAGGUUGACCCCCCGGAGGCGGCGCCGGAGCUCGCGGCUCACUCGGAGGAGCGGGAAGAGCGGCGUGGGGGAAACCCGCGGCUCUCGGACGGCAAGGCGGAAGAAGGCGGCGGGCGGGAGUCGGCCCGUUGCGGUGAUCUCGGCGGCAAGGCCCGUUGCGCAGAAGCCAGCGACGCGCGUCUGCAGGGCCCGCGUGCGGACGUCGCUGCUGAGGCGACCGAGCAAGAAGGUGGUGGUGGUGGUGGUGACGACGAUCAGAUUUCGUUGGAGCGCGUUGAUGUCGAAGAACGUGCGGAUGUUGAAACAUCCGCCGCGGAUCAAAGACUUGAAGGAACGGAAGAAGAGGCAUCCGAGUUGGAGGUCGGCGAUGAUACCGACUGCGAGAAAACUUGAAAGUCAACGCGGGAGACGAAUCUAUCGUAAGCUUAUCCGGUUCACUUGUAAAACGAGGGUUUAAAUAAUUUCAGAUUCUUACUGUGUACAGGGACUCCUCUACUUAGAAACUUUCAGAGAUACGAAUAAACCAGUGGCCUGUGCGGACCGAGAACCAUAAGUUCAACCGCCGCGCAAUAGAUGGCGGUGGUGGCAUCUCCAUCUGCAGAACGUGAAGAACCAGUGGCAUCUACAAAAGAUGAUACAACUUUUAAAGCCAUUUCCCGUGUUUGUAUAGUACACGCCGUACGUGUUUGGAAUGGACAGGAGUAAAGUUGGACUUGCGAACAAAUUGACUUACGAACAGUCUUCUGGAACCUAACUCGUUUGUAAGUAGAAGAGUCGCUAUAUUUGGAAUGGAAAUAACAAGGUUUAUUGUGGUUGACUGCUUACAAAUGUAAUUGGGAAUUUUUAUUUUAAUAUCGCACAAAGUUAAAACGCUGAACGGCAGAGGUCGCAAACGGGUUUUAAUUCCUUACCUGUACCCGUACCCGGCCGCACCAGGGUCGCAAACGGGUACCCAUACCCGCCCUGGUAGGGUACGGGUACCCGUACCCGAUACCCGGCUGGGUAUGGGUAGCCGGGUAUCGGGUAGGGUACGGGUAUCGGGUACCCGAUUGCGACCUCUGGCAUGAAGCCAUGUUGCAGGCGCGGGUGGGUUGAUUCUAGGAACUUGAAUUGUGAGAAGAGACAAGACGUUGGGAAAUGAGUGACAAACGGUGACUCACCAGUGACUCACGGCCUACACGUACCCGUACCCGGCCGCACCAGGGUCGCAAACGGGUACCCGUAUCCGUACCCGGCUGGGUACGGGUAGCCGGGUAUCGGGUAGGGUACGGGUAUCGGGUACCCGGUUGCGACCUCUGCUGAACGGCGAGCAAAAGCCUUGUGGAAUUUGCAUGCUAGCUGCUUCUCAAGCCAGCGCAGAAACUUCAAGCACCAGUGCGCACUCCCAGUCUAGUACCAUACCAUAGCAUUGGCUUGCAGAUUCCAGAAGUGUUUUGUUUAAAUGUUUAUGUUUUUUGUAUAAUUAUUAUAAUAUUAGAAAGCUAUAUAUAACAUUUCCAAGCCGUAAGCGCACUACGUUCGGCGUGACUAUAAUUAACUUAGUUUUGUUGAGGAAACGGAAAAAGAGCUGUAUAGUGGUGGGUGGGCCUUACCUGGUAAAAUAAAAAUUAACCCGUAAAAACAAAGUUUUUCACUAUAAAUCUUUUAUAUGCGUGGCGGCUAGAGUCCUCUCGUCCUCUGGCUUGAGAUGGCUGCCACCUAUGGGUCAGAUGAUUGUCUGCCACCAUUAAGCAAUUGGUAAUUAAAUAUUUA